UAUUCAUAUACUUCAAGGCUGUAAAUCCUUAGGUUAUAACGGCUGUUUGUGUUUGAUUAUUUUGUCGCAUAUUUUAUAGAAAGCUGACUACACAUUUUGCGAUCACAAUGUAUUCUCCAAUUUUCAUAAGUAUUGUUCAUAUAUGCAGGUAUACGCAAUUAUAUCGGAUAUAUAGCAAUUACUUUUAAUACUUUGAGUAGGCGUGCCGGAGCAUUACAGCGACCAUAUAUUUUUUGAGUCACCUUCAUCACAGUAGUCGUUUGUACUAUACGAUCGAAAAAGAAGUGUAUGUAUUUUGCUGAUUUUAACGAAAUUUACCAAGCCAAACCAAGCUGCUGAGACACCGGUCCCAAAGUGUCAAAGUUUGACGUCACGGUGGCGCAGAGAUGCGCAUGAUCGAGAGGUGUGUCGUGUGCGUGUACGUCCAUACAUUCGCGUUUACGUGUACCUUAUUGGAACAGUAUUUUUUUUCCAUCAGUGUCAUAAUAUAAAACAAACAUUUGUAACUCUGUGAGUUCUGUCAAGAGAAGCAAACAGAAACACAAUGAUGACUGCUUCGGAAACCGAAAGCGAGGAUUUUGAGAAGAAACAAUCGAACGAAGAGACAGCGAUUCUCGAGGUCAGCUCGAUGGCUACCAGCGGUAUUGUUAGACCCGAUGUUCGCGAUCCUGACUUUCUCUCAAAUUAUAGCACGUCGGUAGAAGGCUCGGUUAUUGCGUCGCCGUCCAUUGAUAGUUUCUCAACUUUGCCCGAACAAGAUACUUCAGACUUUCAAAUGGAUUCUCGAGAUUUACAAGUUAAAGUCGACAACCCACAGAAACAUCUCGAGACAUUGGAGACCUACAUUACAUUCCGGGUUACCACAAGGACAACCAGACCAGAGUUCGAGGAUGAGGAAUACAUAGUCCGUCGCCGCUACAACGACUUUAUAUGGUUGCGUCAGAAGCUCGUUGAGACAUAUCCGACUCAUAUAAUACCUCCAAUGCCUGGCAAGCAUACUUUGUUGGCUCAGCUGGAUCGUUAUUCCAAGGAAUUUAUUCUAGCGCGUAUGAAGUUGCUUCAUAUUUUUCUGAAUCGCGUGAUCAAUCAUCCGAUCUUCAGUUGCGACAAGGGUUUGAGAAUCUUCCUGACUGCAAAACCUGCGGAAUUUUCGGUCGUUCGUAAAAAUCGUGGUAACGUCUUAGUCAAAAUGACGGAUUCGUUGCAAAAUAUGGCAAGUGUUUAUACCAUGAAACAACGAAAUUUAGAGUUUGAGCAAGUACGGGAUUAUUGCACAGCUCUGAGUGAAAAACUUUCUACAAUCGACAAGAUAAACAAUCGUAUACACAAAGAAAGACAAGAUUAUCUGAUUGAGUUACACCAGAUGCACCCAAUCUUUACCCAAUGGGCGAAUAACGAGCCUGAGCUGGAAUCGAUUUUGAUGGCAAUUGCAAAAGCGAUUGAAUACAAUGCUGUUGCCCACCAGAAUCUCUUGGACACUGUAACUAACGAAGAACGCGAAUAUAUUGCUUAUAUUGAUUCGGUUAAAGAUGCGUUGUCUCGUCGUGAUACAAUGCAGAUCGAGUACGAAUUAACUGUCGAAGAAUUGUCUAAACGAAGACUCGAAAAAGAUCAGUUGAUGGGCUCGACGAACGCUUCUUCGUCAACGAGAGGACAAAGUUGGAGCGGUGCUCUUUGGAAAGGCGAGUCCCGUGACGAAAAACUUGAGCGUCUUGGACAAACGAUUCCUCGUUUAGCAAAACGGAGCGAAAUUCUACAAGAUCGCGUUGAAUGUGCAAAUGAGAAUUUGCGUAGCGAUCUUGAACGGUGGACGAUAGAGAAGCAAAGCGAUCUCAAAGGUAUGCUGAUCAAUAUGGCAGACCAGCAAAUCGAACAUUACCAACAGUGCAUGGCUGGAUGGGAAGAAAUUUUAGCUGGUCUCAAAUUCGACAGUGUCGGAGCGGAAACGAAAGUCGGAACGUCGACGAAAAUUCCGGCAUGAGUAGACUCACUCUUUUUUCUGUCUUUUCCCUACCUACCUCUCUUUUUCUCUCUCGCUGUUAUCCUAAGCAAACAAAAAGCUAUGAUGCUGAAAUUCUUGAUAUCUUCUGGAUCCAUGUGAACACAGACUUGUUUCUUGAAUGUGUCAAUUCCUGAGAAUCGUCUUUGACCUACUCGACAUGGCGUGUCUCAGUCUUUAGGCCAAUUUCGCAUAUAAAUGUAAACACGAUGACGUUGUACAGUUAAGUGGUCACGUAUUGAUUACGAUUAAGCUCCAUCGCUCAGCACUAGGCUGACAAAUGGUGAAUCUGAAAGCCGAUGAUCGGCAGAAAACCAAAAUUUCGAUGGUAACCGUGAAUGAAACAAGCUUGCGGAAUACGUAAUUUUCUAAGAAAGCUUGUAAAGUUAUUGAAAAUAGUCAUGUGAUUUUCUCCCUUCCAGAACGUAAAGGCGUAAUCGAUAAUUCAUUUCUGGGACCAAAUCCUCGUUAAACUUGUAUCUAAAAAGAAAUGUUUACUCAAUCACACGUGCACGCGUUUCUUUGUUCUCGCGUAGUUGAGAUGUAGGCUCAAAUGAGUAAAACACAUUGUCAGACAAUCAAUUUAGUUUUAGCGAAGUUUAAGAUACUUGCGCGAUAAGAUUCAUUGCUGUUACAUAUAAAUUCAUAAUGUUAUAUAUUUCGACUAAUAAGCGUAAAUCUUUUGUUUAUUAAAUUAUCAUUAGACUUGUAUGAGUUUGUAAUUCGCAGUGCAAUAAUUGGCUGAUUCUUCGCUCUAAAACCCUUGGAUAUAACAUGAUUUUUUUCUCUUUCCCUAUAUCUGUGUCUUACCUUUUGCGAUGUGUAAAAAUACUUGAUGCUGAAUAUGUUACUUUACAUUCGAUGUAAAGCGUGUACCGAUUCCAGACACGUUUUCUUUUCCCUUUAAUUCCUUUUUUCUAAUCACAAUGGAAUUAAUUCACGCUGUUUAAAAAAAUAUGCCGAUAAUUGUCGAUAAUAAUUUCUAUUUUCGAAAAUUCAUCUACGUCAGGAAAUUUGGAAGAAAAGCCCAAUUGAAUAUAAAUUGAUAUGUAUUUAAAUUUUUAGUCCUUUUCGUUCGAGUACACAUUGAAUGGACAGAAAAAGGGAUAUGAAGGUAGUUUAUUUAUGAAAAUUUGUAAAAACAGUUUUUUUCUGAGUUUUUAUGCCCUAUGUGGGCGUGACUGUACAUCAAUACUUAUUAUUAUAUUUAAAUUGUGGAGUAA
Venturia canescens is the source of this 3222-nucleotide messenger RNA. Its product is annotated as sorting nexin-30-like. Bases 545 to 1981 code for a protein of 478 amino acids. Gene Ontology annotation, molecular function: phosphatidylinositol binding. The record is from RefSeq and is a predicted model, not a curated record. Lineage: Eukaryota; Metazoa; Arthropoda; Insecta; Hymenoptera; Ichneumonidae. Gene Ontology annotation, biological process: protein transport; piecemeal microautophagy of the nucleus; endocytic recycling. The transcript is spliced from 7 exons. Gene Ontology annotation, cellular component: phagophore assembly site; early endosome.